This is a messenger RNA of Punica granatum (pomegranate), 3410 nucleotides long. The record is from RefSeq and is a predicted model, not a curated record. Lineage: Eukaryota; Viridiplantae; Streptophyta; Magnoliopsida; Myrtales; Lythraceae.
ACACCUAAUCCUGGCGAAGUAUCCUCCCCUCCAUGUUUAAGCCCUUCACGUCCCCUCUUUCAAUCCCUCCCUUUACCUUCAAAUAAAGAAAACCUCUCUUCCUCUUCUUCUUCUUCUCCCACCCAAAGGCCCUUCCCUUCUUCUUUUUGUUCCCUCCAAUGGUCAUGUCCCCCGGUUCUUGAGCUCGAUCCAUCGGGACGACCCUGAUAUUAUAAUGUUGCAGAGAGCGGCGAGCAACGCCUACUCGUGGUGGUGGGCCAGCCACAUUCGCACCAAGCAGUCGAAAUGGCUCGACCAGAGCCUCCAAGAUAUGGAGGAGAAGGUCACUGAAACGCUCAAAAUCAUCGAUGAUGAUGGCGAUUCAUUCGCCAAAAGAGCGGAAAUGUACUACCGGAAAAGGCCGGAGCUUAUUGCCUUUGUGGAAGAAUCCUACAAGUCGUACCGAGCUCUUGCAGAGCGAUACGACCACCUCUCCAGGGAGCUCCAGAGUGCAAACCGCAAGAUAGCCACGGCCUUUCCCGAGGAACUCCAGUUCGAUGUCGAUGAUGAAGAUGAAGAUGAGGAACUCUUACGGAAGUCUGGUCAGUCCCCCGAGAACCAACCCAAGGACCUCCAGGAUGGACAGAAGGCUCGGAUCCCGAAGGCCCCUGGCGGUCCCGGGAAAGAUUUCAGGAGCCCGUCUACGCUAAUGUCGAGGAAAGGCCGGCCUAGGCAAACUCCAAGCUAUGCCAAAGCUCCUGUUGCUGUUCCUGCUUCGGGUUUAAGCAAGACCGAGGCACUGGAGGAGCUCGAUAAGCUUCAGAAAGAGAUACUGUCAUUGCAGACGGAAAAGGAAUUCGUCAAGAGUGCGUUUGAAAGGGGGAAGGAGAGGUACUGGGAGAUCGAGCACCAGAUAACGGAGAUGCAGCAGAAGGUUUGCAGCUUGCAGGACGAGUUCUCCAUUGGCAUUGUGAUUGAAGACAACGAAGCUCGCACUUUGAUGGUGACGACUGCCCUGAAAUCGUGCCAGGAGGCUCUGGUCAAGUUGCAAGAGAGACACCGGCAAUCAGAGGAAGAGGUGAAAGUCGAGGAUGAAAAGAUUCAGGAAGCAUACGAGAAGUUCCAGACCCUCAGCGGUGUGUCUGUUCCCAGACAGAAGGAUGCUCCCGGCGGGCAAACUGAGGAAAAGAGUCUCACGGAUAGGGACAGUCGAGAGAUGAAGUCUCCAAGCCCAAAGGUUGAUGCCGAGCCGAGGGAGAAGGACGAGUUGGAGUUGGCUCGGGAAAAAAUGAGAGAAGAGAUCGAUGCCAAGGUCUCUGUGCCGGAGAUAGCAGAGAAGAUCGAUGAUCUGGUGGACAAGGUAGUUAAUUUAGAAAUGGAAGUCUCUUCGCAGGCUGCCCUGGUGAGGAGGUUAAGGUUAGAAACAGCCGUCCUCCAAGCACAUAUCCUAUCCCUUGAAAAGGAGAAGGAGAAUACGCCGGUCGACAGUACAGAAAAAAUGAAAGGUAAAUUUAAGGAAUUCGAAGAGGAGCUGACACGGGUGAAGAACCUCAAGCAGCACGUCGUGUCUCAGUGCCAGAACCUUCUAUCUCAAUUUAACGAAGCUACCAGCAACAUCAACAAUCUUUCGGAGAAACUGGAAAACUUGAAUUUAGAUGAUGAGGUAGAGAUGACAGGACUUUUCCAAGAGGCAAGAGCCGAGUCGGACGGUAAACAGGAUGAGGAGGAGAUUGGAGAGCAUCAAAACAUGCAGGCACGUGAUGGUGACCCAAAGGAAGAGGAAGAGAUCAAGGAUGGCAGGGUCCCGACUUAUCACAAUGCCAUCAAGACUAGGCAGGACGAAUUUUUCAUCCUUUCAGGCCCCAGCAGUGACUUCGACGCUUUAUCUGAGAAGCCCCAGGAGUCGGUGCAGCACGACAAGGAGGAAGGCCAUGAUUUGUUUGACACGAUCACAGAAAUGGAGAAUGAAUUCGGUGAAGGAGGGACAGAUGAGCAACCGAAUUGGAGGAAGCUGUUCCUGAACGGCUUAGAGGAUAGAGAAAAAAUCUUGCUCGAGGAGUACACUACAGUUCUUCGGAGCUACAAGGACGUGAAGAGUAAGCUCGGUGAAAUGGAGAAGAAAAACAGAGAUGGCCUCUUCGAGCUGGCAAUGGAGAUCAGGGAGUUGAGGAAUGCAAAUGCUCAGAAGGAAGAGGAGUUGGAGGCUUUGCGCCAAAAACUCGGUUCUACUCCUCCUGGAGCGACAACUCAGGAUGAAAACUCAAACGCCACAACCUCAAAUAACGAUUCUACAGCACAGCUGCCAUCAUCGUCAACGACAACAACUAAAUCGGGAAAACAGCCACUCUACAAGUUGCUGCUCCUGCAUAAUGACAGAUUCACAAGGAACAUGAAGUACAAGGAAGGCAAUGUCAACCUAUAUAAGAUCGGUAAAGGUGCUGCAGUCCCGACCAUGGAAGAGAAGCUGCGAGUGGAGAUUGAUGAGCUCAUGGAGGAGAAUCUUGAGUUUUGGCUAAGGUUCAGCACGUCUAUCCAUCGAGUACAGAAGUUCCAGACCACAUUCCAUGACUUGCAAGCUGAGCUAGCAAAGCUGAAGGAUGCCAAGAAGCAGCAGUCCAAGAAUGAAAGCAGUGCGCCUCCAAGCUCUGAGGUUCGGCCAAUAUACAAGCAUCUGAGGGAGAUACAGACGGAGAUAAAGCUGUGGUUCGAGCACAACAUGCUGCUGAACGAGGAGCUCCAGAAUAGGUCCUUGGCCCUGAGCAACAUCCAGGACGAGAUCUCAAGGGUCCUGGAGGUAGGCCCCGGCAUUGGGGGAGAAGAUGAUCUUAUCACAGAAUAUCAGGCUGCAAAGUUCCAGGGAGAGGUCCUGAACAUGCGACAAGAGAACAAGAAGGUCGAGGACGAGUUGCGGAUAGGCUUGGAUCGCGUAAAGAAGCUUCAGGCUGAGAUUGAGAGGACCUUGAAAGAAUUGGACAAGGAUCUUGGGAUCUCAGCAUCAAAGAAGCAGCAGCAGCCUCAUCACUCGAGAAGCAACUCGUCGGGCAGGUCUAGGAUACCCCUGCGAUCCUUCUUGUUUGGAGUCAAGCUGAAGAAGCAGAAGCCAUCGCUGUUCUCAUGCGUGAACCCAGCAUUGCAGAAACAGUACAGCGACAUGAGACGAGCACCGUUGCCCACUUAGUCCAUUAUUAGCUUCCUUCAAACCACCACCAUAUAAGUUACUUCAAAAACCUCCUACACAGAAAAAAAACUCCUAAUGGCAGUUUCUUUCUCUGUUGAUUUGUGAUAGUUUCAUGUAUUUCAGCAGAUACUGUUGGGAGCUAUGAUGUCGUGUUUCGUGUCGCUCCGUCGGGAAUGAUAGUCAUUUUCAACAUUGUACAUGUAUUAUUUCCACAACCAUAUAAAAAGAACUCGUGCUUUGUUACGUUCGGUAA